AUGUUUAAUGCUCCGGUAUCUUCAUUGUUCAAUGAGCAUAAGGCAGGGUGGGAUGAAGAAUGUGUCAGGGAUGUUUUCAAUGUAAAGGACUCAGAUAUCAUCCUUAAUAUCCCUGUAAGUGUGCGUCUUCCUCCAGACGUGUGGGUACGGUAUGAUGAGCCCAAGGGCGAAUAUUCUGUCAAGUCUUGUUACCGGUUGCUUGUAGGAGAGUUCCAACAUCAUAGAAAAUGGAGUGCCAUAUGGAAUAUGAGAGUCCCUCCGAAAGUGUUAGAGUCAGCCAAGCAUAUGUUCAUGGAUUGCCAUCAAGUCGCAUGCAUGUUGUCUACGAUGGGGCUAUCAAUGUCGAGUCAAGGUGGCAGGGAACUUGUUGAUUGGUUCUUUGAGCAGCUUGAAAAUCUUAGCAGGGAGGUUGCGCAUGAGACUAUGAAACACCAGAAUAAUGUGACAUCUACUGUAUAUAAGGAAAAGUGGAACCCACCUACUUCUGGUCGUAUUAAGCUUAAUUGUGAUGCUGCUUUCGAUGCUUCUCAUAAUAUCAUGGGGUUAGGUUGGGUGUUGAUGGAUGAUUGGGGUUAG
Ipomoea nil (Japanese morning glory) is the source of this 576-nucleotide messenger RNA. RefSeq lists its product as uncharacterized. Bases 1 to 576 code for a protein of 191 amino acids. NCBI's taxonomy places the organism in Eukaryota, Viridiplantae, Streptophyta, Magnoliopsida, Solanales, Convolvulaceae. The transcript is spliced from 3 exons. The record is from RefSeq and is a predicted model, not a curated record.